UCUUUACUCAUGAAAUUCCGUUUUCCUACACCCCUGCCCCAAGCCCCAGAGUCCCUAUAAAGAGGGGUUCCCAACUCAGAUCAGCACAACGCUCAGCCAGAUUCUGACGCUUCUGGGCUCUGCAGGCUCAGCUCUCUGCAAACCUCUCCCCCAGCGACGCCAUGAAGCUCUGCGUGUCUACCCUCUCUCUCCUCCUGCUUGGGGCUGCCUUCUGCACUCCAGGGCUCUCAGCACCAAUGGGCUCUGACCCUCCUACUUCCUGUUGCUUCUCUUACACCUCUUGGAAGCUUCCUCGGACAUUUGUGAUAGAUUACUAUGAGACCAGCAGCCUUUGCUCCAAGCCAGCUGUGGUAUUCCUGACCAGAAAAGGCAGGCAAGUCUGUGCUGACCCCAGCGAACCCUGGGUCAACGAGUAUGUGAAUGAUUUGGAGUUGAACUGAGCUGCUCCAGGCUCAGGACAGGAGCAACCACUUCAGGAAAAGCCUCCCAAGUCCUGGAACUUCUCAUUAAGAAGAACCUUGCUCCUUACAUUCAGAAUUUACGUCCUAUUUCUUAAUUUAAAUCUUUAUGUAGACUUUGUUAUUUUAUUUGGUAUUAUUUCUAUUAUUUAUGUUUAGUGAAAGGACAUGUGUCUCCCAUGGAGAUGGUCCACCUUUGCUGUUCCUCUGCUACUGUGGGUUUGAUCAUAUAACUGAUUUGAUGCAUUUUCAUAAUAAAUCUUUCUUUGAAAUACA
Messenger RNA from Meriones unguiculatus (Mongolian gerbil), 734 nucleotides. Its product is annotated as C-C motif chemokine 4-like. The record is from RefSeq and is a predicted model, not a curated record. The transcript has 3 exons. Bases 162 to 440 code for a protein of 92 amino acids. Lineage: Eukaryota; Metazoa; Chordata; Mammalia; Rodentia; Muridae. Gene Ontology annotation, biological process: inflammatory response; neutrophil chemotaxis; G protein-coupled receptor signaling pathway. Gene Ontology annotation, cellular component: extracellular region. Gene Ontology annotation, molecular function: chemokine activity; CCR chemokine receptor binding.